Molecule: messenger RNA, 426 nt
Organism: Sporisorium graminicola
Lineage: Eukaryota; Fungi; Basidiomycota; Ustilaginomycetes; Ustilaginales; Ustilaginaceae
Exons: 1
Coding region: 1-426 (141 amino acids)
Source: RefSeq, a predicted model, not a curated record
AUGAGGCCAAGGGGUCGAGAAGGAAGCUGCGAUGCCAAUCGCCAUGUCGACGCAGCCGACGGCGACCGCGACGACCGCGACGAUCGGGUUGGUGGCAAGGCCAACGACGACGAUAAAGAGGACGCCAGCGAUGAGGACAACGGAGCCGCGGAGCUGGCAGCUCUGCGUGCCGGCGCAGGAGCAGAAGCGGAAGGUGAAGGUCUAAAUCUCUACCAGGACGCUGAGGGCGGCGGCGCCGGUGGGCGUCGUUCUCACCGUCGACCCUCUGCUGCCGUCCCUCCCGUUGACGAGCAGCAUGAUCGAGUAGCUCCGCCGCAGCAGCCAUGGAUGCGGAUCACGACUGGGGUGCUGGUUCAGAGCUCAGCGCGAAGCAACAAAGGUCUCUUGCUUCCUUCACACACCAACGACACGAACGCAAAGACAUGA